AUGCGGCAACUUCUUUUAUUGCUGCCGAUUGUAGCGGCCUCACAAGCAGUUGUAAUCCGUUUGCACGACUCGGGCCUUCGCGCUGCCGCCAAUUUCACUCGACAAUGGCUUCACAUGGCCAUGCCACAAUUUGUUUUGCCUUCUUUUAAGCAAGAAUUCUCAACCUCAUUUGCAACUGGUCGAAUGGCGGUGACGAAUCUCUCUGUGCGGAGAUUUGUCUCACCGCUUAUCCGUUUUCGACCAACCGAUCACUCUGUGAUGUAUAUGAGUACGAUGAGUGGAUAUGCACAGGUGACAGCCGAUUGGUCAGUGGAUUCACAAGUCCUUUCAAUGCUUCGGAUACCGCUUGACGGACAGAUUCAAGCACAAAUGACUGGAUUGAUCUCCGAAAUCGCGAUGCAAAUCACUCCCGACAAUUCAGUCGAAAUGCAUCAUUGUGUCGCGCAAAUUCGCGAUCUUCGGCUAUCUUUGAGUGGCUCGAUGGCAGCUGAAGUUCUUCAUUGGUUCCGCAAUAGUCUUACUCGUGCAAUUCGAAAGCAAUUGGAACAGGAAUACUGUGACACGAUGCGAGUUCAUUGGAUUCCAUGGGUUUCCGAACAACUCGCUCAAUUCCCAACGAACAUCACAAUCAGUCAAAAACCGUCGGUUGUUUUAACUGAAUCACCGGAAUCCGUCGCUAUGACUUCACAAUUUGUCGAAUUCCGAUUAAGAAGUGAUCUGAUUUGGGAUGGACAUUUGGUUGAAUCGACUCCACAAAGGAAUAAAACUGUCAUGGAAAUUGAUUCCGUUUCGAAAACGCAACGAAUGGUGGAUAUUUUCGUUGAUGAGGAAACCGUUCAAUCAUCAAUAGCAGCUGCACAUUUUGCUGAUCAUUUAAAAACAACAAUCGAGUCUCCAUUCUUGGAUACGCAAUGUGAUGUGCUUUGUUUGGGCACAGUUGUGCCCGAGUUGGCUCGUGUCCUUCCAAACAAAACUCUUACAAUAAAUGCAAAAACCCUUUCCCCUCCAAUCAUCGCUCUCACUCCCGAUAAAGCUCUCGUUUUCUUGAACGCUUCUUUGGAUGUGAAUCCACAACCGAAAACUGAUGGAAUACCGGAUAGCCUUUUAACUGUGAAUGUCGAAACUGAAUUCGCGUUGAAAGUUGAAGUAAACAAGCAAAAAGUAAAAGGCAAUUUGCAUAUGUUGAAUGCACAAGCGACUUUGGUCGACAGUAAAGUCGGGCUCAUUUCACAGCAGACAGUCGAUUUCCUCGUCUCAAUGUCAACUCCAUUCCUCGAAGACGCCGUCGACAUGUGGGUCGGUCGUUACCUAGUCGAUGCUCCCGAUUUCCCAACGACAAACGAGAUCCUCACCAUCCAUCGCGGUUUCCUCCGCUACGAGGUCGACUUGAACAUUCCGCAGUUGAUGAAUCGACUUGUG
This is a messenger RNA of Mesorhabditis belari, 1419 nucleotides long. The record is from the annotation of a GenBank genome assembly. Lineage: Eukaryota; Metazoa; Nematoda; Chromadorea; Rhabditida; Rhabditidae.